AUGGCCGCUCCUCCUCCACCUCCUCCGCAAUGGGUCUUGGACCUCAAUUCACCGCCUGCGCCAAAGUCAAAGAAUAGCGGAAUACCUGACCCGCCAGGAUUCACUGGUACAUCCAGCGGCAGCAAGGCAAGCUUCACAGCUCUCACUGCGACACCUUUCCCUAACUCCGCCGUCCGAGCUCCUCCUACAACUCGAGAGAUGGAUGUCCUCAAGCUUAAGAAGGCAUGGGAAGUGGCGUUGGCACCAGUGAAGCAGCUACCUAUGACCGCAAUCAUGAUGUACAUGUCUGGCAAUUCUCUGCAGAUAUUCAGUAUCAUGAUGGUGGUCAUGGCAUUUAAGAAUCCUGUUGUGGGUUUGAUGGCUACACAGCAAGCAUUUGAGAGGUUUGAGACAGAGGGUACGAGACCGAAGUUGGUGCUGGUCAAGGCUGUAUAUGUCGCAAUGCAGAUUCUAGCACUGGCAUUAGGGGUAUGGAAAGUAAAUGGGAUGGGACUGUUACCGACUACAAGGUCGGAUUGGUUGGCUUGGGAGACGGCGCGAGAUCCAUUAGAAGUGGCUAUACCCGCAUUCUGA
This is a messenger RNA of Mollisia scopiformis, 573 nucleotides long. RefSeq lists its product as uncharacterized. The record is from RefSeq and is a predicted model, not a curated record. The transcript has 3 exons. Gene Ontology annotation, biological process: protein folding in endoplasmic reticulum. The coding region runs from base 1 to 573 and encodes 190 amino acids. NCBI's taxonomy places the organism in Eukaryota, Fungi, Ascomycota, Leotiomycetes, Helotiales, Mollisiaceae. Gene Ontology annotation, cellular component: EMC complex.